AUUGUUAAGACUAUCUCAACAGUCAUUUAUUUUCAGGUUCAAACAACUAUGAUUAAUCGACGAAGAAAAGCGAACUUAUUAGAUCUGAACAACAUUACAUCUGAAGAGUCUUUAUUGGAUGAAGAGCCAUCUGAGUCUAUUCAUGUUCCCAUAAAUUAUCUCGAGGAAAUUGAUGAUGAUGUUGUUGAAUGUUCGCCUCGAGCUUUUGCCCAGGCGGUGGCCAAUUUAGGGAGAUCUCGUAGAAGGAUUGCAAUUGACUUGAAUUUGGAAUAUCAACUGAUGCCAACACCUGUUAUCCAUUAUGGAGAGAACAUAGAAAUUCCAACUCUGCCAUCAGAGAACAUCGAGAAUCCAACUAUCCCAACAUCAGUUAUGCAGUAUACACAGGACAUAACUGAACCAAUUGAUCAAAAUAACAUCAAUGAAGCUACUAAAAAUGACAAGAAGUCAUCAGAAACUAACAAGGAAAUGUCUGAGCCUACUAUUCAAGCUGUUGAACCUCCAAAAGAGGCUGAACCUCCAAAAGAUCCUCCCUUAAACUGCCCAAUAUGUAUGGAAGCUUUUGUUGAGGAAAUGUCAACUGUGUGUGGCCAUAUUUUUUGCAAGAUUUGCAUUAAAACAGCAAUAUCAAGACAAAAAAAAUGUCCUACAUGUAGAAAAAAGCUUACUUGUAGAGGGCUAAGAAGGGUGUUUCUUCCAUCUUCCAGUUGAAGGAUCAUUCAAGAUGCGUUGAGGAAAAUUGGGGCAUGAUUGUGCUACUUUUAAUAUUGCUGAGUGAUUAUGUUAUUUAAAAUAUGUUUUUUAACGACUAUGUUUUAUUUUUUUGUCAUGUAUCAUUUCUUUUUCAUGUUCUUACUCGUGAAUUUUAUUUGGUACAAGUGAAUGUUCAAUAAGUUAGAUUAAAAUA
Messenger RNA from Lathyrus oleraceus (garden pea), 907 nucleotides. RefSeq lists its product as uncharacterized. Gene Ontology annotation, molecular function: ubiquitin protein ligase activity; SUMO binding; SUMO-ubiquitin ligase activity. Gene Ontology annotation, biological process: ubiquitin-dependent protein catabolic process. Gene Ontology annotation, cellular component: SUMO-targeted ubiquitin ligase complex. Lineage: Eukaryota; Viridiplantae; Streptophyta; Magnoliopsida; Fabales; Fabaceae. The record is from RefSeq and is a predicted model, not a curated record. The transcript has 5 exons. The coding region runs from base 49 to 711 and encodes 220 amino acids.